AUGAUACAGGGAAAGAACCAACUUGGGAUAGGAGUCGCCUGUUCGGCGCGACGGUUUAGCUGGCGUCAAAGCAAAGUCCAAUCCGCGGCGCCAGUCAGACAGCCUCGUCCGUCGGUCCUCGGUGCUCGUCCCGACGGCGUUGCGACGCCGACGGGAGUCUCGACGCCAGGAGGCGACCUCGUAAUCACCUAG
Molecule: messenger RNA, 192 nt
Organism: Cotesia congregata
Lineage: Eukaryota; Metazoa; Arthropoda; Insecta; Hymenoptera; Braconidae
Source: the annotation of a GenBank genome assembly